GUGCCCUAAUCACAGCUGUUCCGUGGUGGCAGCCUCUCACAGCCCCUCAACACUCCUUCUUUUCCCCCUCUGGCCCUUGGUCCUGAUCAAAAAUAAUGGAGGCUUGUCAGGAAAGCAGCCGUGCACCCACAAGUCCCCAGGCAGUUCCAGCUGAGGAUCAGCACAUUGACCUGACAGAAGACCUGGGCCAGCAGCUGGAGGAGAUCAUUAGCAGCUACCAGGCUGCAGAGAUUCCUGCUGAGCCAGAGGACACAGAAGAAGUCACGGUCAUCAAAGAGGCAGACACCCGCAAGGACCAGAAACUGGAGAAGAAGAUGCUCAAAAACCUAGGGAAGGAGGCCAUGCUGCUGAUGCAAAGUCUGAACAAGCUUGAUUCUCCAGAACAGAAGCUGGAAGCCAUCAUCAAGAAGCACGCUGAGUUGCUGGAGGAUCAUCGGAGUGAUCAGAAACAGCUGAAGGUUUUACAGAAGAAACUGCUCCAAGUUAUGAAGGAGAAGGAUCAGCUGCAGAGCGAGCACAGCCGGGCCGUGUUGGCUCGUAGUAAACUGGAGGGGCUCUGCCGAGAGCUGCAGAGGCACAACAAAACCUUAAAGGAGGAGACCCUGCAGAGGUGUAGAGAGGAUGACCUGAAGAGGAAGGAGAUAACCAAUCAUUUCCAGGGCACGCUCAGUGAGAUUCAGGCCCAAAUUGAGGAACACAGCAACCGCAACACCAAGCUGUGCCAGGAGAACAGCGCACUGGCCGAGAAGCUGAAGAACCUCAUUUCACAAUACGACCAGAGAGAGGCGAACUUGGAAAAAGUCUUCAAGCACAGAGAUCUGAAAGAAAAGCUGCUGGAAACCAAACUCACACAUGCAAACAUGAUACUGAAGGACGCGGAGGAUAAGCACAAGCUCGAAAAAGAGCAUCUGCUAAAACAGGCUGCAGAGUACAAAUUACAAGUGAAGGUCAUGAAGGAGCAAGAAAUCGAUAUGCAGGUCCAGCUCGAUAUGUACUCCAAGAAGUUUGAUGAAUUCCAGGGCACAGUAUCAAAGAGUAACAGUGUCUACAGCAGCUUCAAACAGGACAUAGACAAGAUGGCCAAGAAAAUGAAGAAGCUGGAGAAGGAGUGCCAGUCUUGGAAAGGUCGAUUUGACAGCUGCAACAAGAAUCUCAUUGACAUGGUGGCAGAUAAAGCGCUGAAGGAAAAAGAGUUUGAGCUCAUCAUCAUCAAGAACCAGAAGCUGGAAAAUCUUUGCAGAGCUUUGCAAGAGGAGAGGAAGAGUCUUCAUGAGAAGGUGCAGGCAGCUGGUCAUCCUGCAGACACUCACAAACCUGAUCCAAUAGAGACUCAGGGCCCCGAGGUGCUCGAGGUCAACAAAGACAGCUGCCCCAUUUCGGGUACUUCAGCCACUCCCGCUACCUCGCUGCUAAGCAAAGAACUGGAAAAGCUGAAAGCGGAGCAAGCUCGUCUGCAGGAGGUCGCCAGUUCUUUCACAAUCUCUCACAUUGUACCACCAGACACGAUCAUUAACCAAUCACAUGGACACGGUGAGGGCAGCCAGGAGACGGAAGAGCAUCAUACAGAGGAGCACUAUGGCAAACCAGACCACGAAGGCGAACAGGACCAAUACCAGGAUCAGGAUCAGGCUCAGAGAGAUUUGGAAAUGGAGUCAGUCGAUUAAUGUGGAAACCACAGUGAAAAUAAAUGUGCUUCACAUGAGACUCCGCAAUAAAAAGAAGAAGAAAAAAGGCUUUGCUGUCUCUCUUUGUUCCUGAUAUUUCAGGUUAAAAAUAUAUACAAGAUACAAAGGUUUUUUUUUUUAGCUUCUGUAACAGCAUGACAGUGACUACUGAGCAUUUUUCCUGCUAAAGAUUUGCCACUAACACUCAAAUUUUAAAAGGGAAUUUGAAAUGUUUUGGAUGGAACACACAAUAAUUUAAUUUCUUUACUUAGCCUUAAUAGUUAUUAUAUAGAUUAUGUCAAUUUU
This is a messenger RNA of Thalassophryne amazonica, 1970 nucleotides long. It is a transcript of the gene txlnbb, whose product is annotated as taxilin beta b. Gene Ontology annotation, molecular function: syntaxin binding. Lineage: Eukaryota; Metazoa; Chordata; Actinopteri; Batrachoidiformes; Batrachoididae. Bases 96 to 1664 code for a protein of 522 amino acids. The transcript is spliced from 10 exons. The record is from RefSeq and is a predicted model, not a curated record.